Messenger RNA from Pleuronectes platessa (European plaice), 8251 nucleotides. RefSeq names its product mucin-5AC. The transcript has 5 exons. Bases 583 to 3018 code for a protein of 811 amino acids. The record is from RefSeq and is a predicted model, not a curated record. NCBI's taxonomy places the organism in Eukaryota, Metazoa, Chordata, Actinopteri, Pleuronectiformes, Pleuronectidae.
GUCGCACCGAGGAGGGAGAGCGAGGAGGCGGGGAACCGGAGAGAGGAGGCCCCGGCGGUACCGAGCACCGACACUUAGCGACCCAGCGACCCGACCACAGAGGCUCCGAGGCCCGCAGACUGACAGGAGGAGGACAAGAGGAUGGAUGGAGAGACUUCUAUCAGCCGUCGUCCUGCUCCCCCUGCUGGUUCUCUACCACAACUGCAGUUCUCGUAGUAUUUAGAUGCAGUACUCAGUACUAAUACUUCAAGUGUACAAAAGCAUUUUGAUGCUAACGGACAUUAAGCGGCACCCGUAGGUCCGUUAUCCCGGCCUUGUUGUAAUCUUAGCAAACAGCUUCUAUUCACCUGCUCUGAAAAUGUAGCUAGCUUAAUUUUGCAGCUAUUCAAGGUUAGCAGCUAACAGCUAGCUCACCACAUACCUGUCCACACCCAUUUCUUAAAUUCAACUUGAAAACAAUGACCUUAAAAAUGUAGUUAGACUCUGACCAGGAUCAGGUGCUUGGCAGCUAACGGCUAGUUAGCGCUAGUGGAGAGCCGGUAGCGGUGGCGCAGGACUAAGUCAACGCAGAGCAGGGGUGCGAUGGAGUACCACUCCGGUGGUAGCCUGCCCCUGCUGGGGAGACCGCGGUACUGUCCUGGGGCCAAUGCUAACGGAGGAUACCUGUGUGAGACGGGCCACUGCUGCGGAGAGACCGGCUGCUGCACCUACUACUACGAGCUCUGGUGGUUCUGGCUGCUGUGGACCAUCCUCAUCCUGUUCAGUUGCUGCUGUGCCUACCGACACCGCCGAGCCAAACUCCGAGUCCAGCAGCAGCAGAGGCAGCGAGAGAUCAGCCUGCUGGCCUAUCACGGAGCCAACUCCUACCCCUCCUCCAUGCUGGACCUCAGUUUCCUGGCGUCUCUGAAGCUGCCGUCCUACGAGGAGGUGGCGGCUCAGCCCUCCACCCCUCCUCCACCCUACAGCUCUGUGUUCACCAGUCCACGCUACCCACAGCCCCCCCGUACCACCGACCCCCACCUGCUCACGCAACACGGCCCUCUGCUGCACCGACCGCUCAGCGAUGGUCCAUCCUCUCUCAGCUCUGAUAACAGCUCCAGUUGUUCCUGUGACUCCUGCUGUCCCUCCUCUCCGUGUAGCUCCUCCCUAUCGGCACCUGUCACGUACGAGACUGACACAAGCCACGCCUCCACUCCAAGUGAGGUGGCUCCCCUCACACUUGAUGUCACAAUGGAAACCAUCACCGCUGCAGCUUCCUGCUUAGAGGUAAACGAGACACGAUUUGCUUCUGAGAGGAUCGUGGCCUCAGUGGCCAUUGACAUCGAUGAGGUGGAAGCUGCCGGAGCUCAGGAACCUCAGGACUCAUCGGUUCCCAACAAGACUGUUACUGUGGCCGUAGUUACCAGGGCGGCCUCCCCUCAGCCUCCAUCCUCUCCUGGUUCAGAGAUGGCCCUUAAUGUUGGAGCUACAUCUCCCAUAGAGCAACAGCUUGAUCUAAGACCAUGUACAACGGUAGUUAGCACUUGUAGCUCCAGUGUACUCCCUGGUCCAAGUGCUGUUGACUCAGCACUCCCUUCCAUCCAAGUAAUAAGCGUUGAGUUCCCAGCUGAGGGCUCCAGAACUACCCCUUCCCCGACAAUUACACUAAAGUCCAGCCCAUCUACUCCAACAGACGACACUUCUAAAAGGCUGACAGCCGAACUUACUGUAGAGACCCUCAAUUCAACGAGGACUUUUGAUACACCCAACGUUCCCAGUAGCCCAACUUCAGUACCGUCUCCAGAUGUGGAAAGAACUUUGGCCUUGCUUACGGGCUCUGCUGGUCUCCCAACCCUGGACCCAAAUCCUAGCCUUGUGCCAAUACCAGCGCCUUCAACCCUCACCCAAGCUCCAGACCCAGUGCCUACAAACCAAGCCGGAGACACCAUAAACUUUACCUGUCCAGAAGUAGAACCCUCAAACCUGACCCCCCUUUCAGACCCACUGUUACCUUCAAACCACACCCCAAUACUAGACUCACCAACUAUCCUUGUUCCGCUCUCCACAUUUAACCCUGGUUUAACUCCUUCACAUUCGACCCUUACCUUAGCCGCAGAUGCAGCACCCAUUUUACCCACUUUAGCCCAUUGCCAGAACCCAGAGCUGUCACUGGUGUCAGGUCUAACUCCGGCUCCUGCUUUCCCAAUUUCAGACUUGCCCCAACACCCAGCGGCUGUAGCUGGUCUUGUAUCUUGUCUCAAUCCGGAUACUGAAUCGGGGCCUUGUCUGGUCCUGGCUCAGUUGUUCACCGCCCCAACACCUUUUUCCUCCUGUCCAGCCAUAACCAUACAGUCUGAAUCUUAUUUUGCCUCCUCUCAGUCGCCCCCUUCAGUCAUGUCCCCGUCCUCACCCCCUUCCCUUCCCUCUCCUCCAUUUCUCUCCUCCCAACCAACACUUGCCUCCACCUCCCUCAAAACCCCAGCUUUACUUCUGGACCCACUCUCUGCUCUACACCAGUCUGACAAAGGUGGAUCCUCCUCCGGCCACGCUUCCUCACUCUCCCCCUCACCUCGUGCCACUCAGUCCCCUCCGAAACAGACUCUCUUCUCCCCCUGUGUGGAUGUCUUUGAACCAGGGCCCCCCCACUGGGAGGACGGAGAAGAGAAUCAGGAGGAGGAGGACAACGAUGAUGAAGAUGAUGACAUGGGAGCUGAUGAGAGCCAGUAUAGACAUCGACGACUGACUGGUGACUCUGGAAUCGAGGUGUGUAGGUGUCGGGUAGAGAAGGAAGAUGAGGAGGAGGAGGAGGAGGAAGAGCAGAAAGUGGAAAGGAAGGAGGACAGUAGGAGAGGAGGAGGAGGAGGAGGGGAGAGGGAUAAAAAUGGAGGUGGAGACACUGAUCUCCAUGAUAGUGUGGACUGCCCUGCCAGAGGUCAGAUAACCACAGGGGAGGAACUGACACUGUGUAACCCCGCCUCCUCGACCACGCCAACUUCGGAGGACUGUGGGGAAGUCGUCAUUGUGAUGGAGACGGUUUGACGGAUUGAACCAUUCGCCAUCCAGACAAGAAGAGGAAUUAACACAGAUUUUGGAGAUUGUCCUGAAUUUGACGGGUUACAUCAUAUCAAUAAAUGUUGCUGGUCUGUUAGUCAGACCAGCACAGGCAGUGGUAGUGUCACAGCAAAAUAUCCAAUGAGAAGCAUUGUCUCAACUCAACCCUGUUUAUUCAACUGAGAGUUGGAAUCUUAAUUGGUCAUGGCUCCAGUGUAAUGUGAGUUUGAAAAGGAGGAGAGGCGUUUACUGAGAUCGCAUUCAAGGUUGAUGAAGUUUUACAACCACUGCACUAGAGAACUGCUGACGGCUAGAGAAUGUCAAGAAUUGCAAAAGACUGCUUGAUAGAUGGUCCCAUGCAUUCACGCUCUGCAUGUCAAUAUAUUUGGCCAAUCAAAUUCUAUGUAGAAGCUUCUAGUUAUCACUUUUAUCCCGGGUCAAAUUCAUUCCUAUAAGCAGAUGAUUAAAACAUAAGCAAAAGCAUAUUUAUUAAGUGUGGACGAUUAAAACAUUGUUUCUCAACGCCACUAGGUACCUUUAACCCUGAGCUACAAGUCAUUAUAAAUUUGCGGCAGAUUUAUAAAGAUGAAAAGUUUAGCUAACUAGCCAAACUCGUCCUUUGAGGACACGAUUACGCAGAUCUCAGAUCAGGUACCAGUUUGCAAACAGCAGUCACGUCAACAGUCGUAAAUAUUAAACUCAGACUGAUCUUUCUGACAGUUCCAGUUGAGUAACUUUGCACUUAAUGCAGAAGUGACUAAAACAGUAAAGACAUGGGGACAAAAUUAAAUUCAGUUACUAUAGAUGAACUGCUGUGUUGACCAGGCACAACCAUCACUCCACCAGUUGUCAAGUGAUCCAAUAACGUGCACGCUCACAAGUCCUUAACAUUCGAAUCAUGCACGUCGGCCUUCUGUCCCACAUGGUGCGAACAUGGUCUCCUUGGGAUGCGUCACACCUCUGACAGGAAUGACGUUGUCUUCAUUACGCCUGUCACCAAAAAGAGAAAAGCAACUUUAAAUAGUUGAAUGUUUAGCGUGAGACUCCUCGCUCGUCUCCGAUGAUGACGGCGGUUUUGGAGACAUACGAGGGACAAAGUGGACGUGGGAGGAUGAUUCAUGCUGACUGACAGAGGGAAGACUGAUUCAUGCGUUCAGAGGGACGACUUGACGAAGACGUCUGUCAUGAAAGAGGGACUGGGUGGGUAGUUUAUAGAACGGGAGAGAGGGCUCCUCAGAUUUGAUGCAUUUCUGGUUUAACUCGAUCCUAUGUGGAAGGUUUCAUGGUGAGGGGGGGGGGGGGAGGGGGGUGUAUUCUCUUCGCAUCAAAAGCGUUUUUUUUAUAAAUUGGAAUAAACAAUGGCGGCUGUGAGACGGAAACAAAGCACCAAACAGAGACGGCAGAGUGUGUCAUCGUCUUUGUCUCUUCAUCUGAAUUUGAGGUCAGAUGCAACAAAGCUACGUUUAGUCCUCAUCUAAACUCAAAUUAGAAUUCUCUCCGUUCGUAGACACCUCUCCUUCUUUUAACAUUCACAUCCGGAUUAGUAAACUGAAUUUACUUCAGACUACAAAACAACGCAAGUUCUUUCAAGGUCUUUAAAAAGUGACAGUCCUGGAGUCAAUUUAUUUUAAGGCCUGUUGUUGUAACAUAUUAAUGUUCCGUGCGCCGUCGGAUCGAUCAGUGUGUCAUUAUUGAUAUUUUUUGACAGAAAGACUUAAAGGUAGAGAGUAUAUUUUGUAAAUGACAGAGUGUUAGUAACAUUUGUAUUGUACACGAUGGUGAAUUUACGACCACCGUCUGAAUUAGUGAAGAGCAAUAUUUUUCAUCAGCAAGAGUCUGUGUGUAAAUAACAAAUUCAGGACGACUGGGACACAUCGUCACUGUUGGGUGAAAACCUUGUUGCUCCAGGGGAGGUGGCGGAAAUAUGAUGCACUUCUCUGUGGUUGGCUUUGGUCGAGGGAAAUCCUCCUCCCCCCCCCCCCCCACACACACACACAGACACACACAAACUGAAAAAUGCAUCAGUAUCUCAAAGAAGAACUGAUCUUUGUCCUGGAGAUGUGAAGUUUUUACCCAACAGCUGCAGAGAAAUACGGAAGAGUGGAGGGGUCGGGUGUCAGAACAAACUUGUCCCUCUAAAUUCAAAUCAGGCUGCACCAAAUAGGCAGUGCCACAGCAUGCCUGAGUAUUUUCAUCAAGGUCCAUGAAUUAUUGAAAAUGUUGAAAUACGUCCUAUCUCACAAUGUUAGAGAAAGUGAAAAAAAAGUUAUCCUGGCCUCGCACCAAAUCCUUAUCGGCCUCUCCCCUGACCUGGAACACAUCCUUCCACCGGGUUUUCUGGUCAUCUGUCUUUGGCCUGAUUCCACCACUCUUCUGUAGAAAAGGAUAGUAGAGGCUGCUGAGUCAUUUCCAACACAAGAGACUCAGGUUUGCCAACACACAAUUUGUAAUAGUUUUGAAUUGUGUAGAAAUGAUCUUUGUUAUUAUAUAAAAGGAAAAACCUGUUUCACAGCCGGUUCUGACAAAAGCUGAAGGUCUCCUCCACCUCGUCACGUAAAGUGUGUUGAUUCAAACCAGAUGUUGACGUGUGUUGGAAAAGAAAAAAAAACUCGAGAGAAACCGACGAGAGGAAGAAUGUGCAGUGAUGUCAUCAGAUUGUACCGGCAGAUGAUUGGUUGAUCAAAUUCAGUCUCAUUCGGACGGGAUUCACGGCUCGAGGGGUCAGAGCGGGAUUUAAACAUUUCCUCUUCAGUGAUUUCAACAUGAAUGUUAGUAAUAUUUCACCACCUCUAUAGUUAUAAUUACAGCCACAUUAACAAUAAUUUACAUCCCAUUGGCAACAUUAAAAUGAGCAGGAUUAGCUUUUAGCACCUCCUAUCUGCAGUGCACUUAUUGAUGGGAUCACCUGUAUUUGUGAUGGACAUCGGUAAUGAGGAGCUUUUCAUGGUUUACAAACCAUAAACAUCUGGUCUGGUGAUUAUAUUUCGUCCCUCUCCCUCCCUUGUGUUGUUAAUCUAGUCCGAAUGUUGCUUAAAUGAGACAUAUUCUAUUCAUCAUGUUAAUGUUAUUACUGUAAAAUGUUUAUAUCUUUCCUCAGACUGUCCAUCGCUGCAGCUCCUCUUUUCAGCCUCUGUCUCAAACACUUGGUUUUAGUUCCUGUCUCCUCAAGACCCCUCCCUCUUGAUAUCACUUCAAACUCCUUGUCUGAAAACAACCUGGUCCGUCCCAUCAGGAUCAUGUGGAAGUAUGACCCUGACUUCUGACCAGGUGUUUCACAGACUUUGGGCUGUUUUAAAAAACUUUUCACAACUUCUACAUUCACCAAAAAGCAAACAUAAUAUGUCUCCUUUAAGAAAGUAAGCACGCAGCAUCUUGAGGCAAUACCGUUCAAUACCGAAAAAGAUGUGUUCUCAGGUCCCUGUGGUGCAGUGGUCACCUGACGGUUGUUUCACCGAUAUCAUUAAUUCAGCUUUCUCCGACGGAAAGACCUCGAGUCUGAUUGAAUGAUCCUUAAACCCUGUGUCCAUGCUGCAUUACAAACACAGACUUGUCACAAAGGGACAAUGGCUAUGACCACACGGACGCCCACGAUGGACAAAGCUAUGUUGGACUUCAUCACGACAAAAUCAAUGUCCUGCCACGGAGCGAACGGUUACUACAAACUGAUUGACAGCUGGAUGUUUCGUGCACAAGAUUGGAUUCGAACAUGGACGGAUGAAAAUGAUCCAAUCUUUCUUUUCUAAACCUCUGUGGGAGAAAUUCACAGACGCAGGAAUCUGGUUUUGAGCGGGUUUGGACUUCGGAGAGCUCAAGGAGAUUUUCCGACUGAGACCCGAGGUCCCAAAAACACGCAACCUUGAUCGAUGGAGUCCAGGCAACAUUCACGCCUGAGGACGGAGAGUUCGUAGAGGCUGAGGAAGCUCCUCCAGGGUGACACCGAGCCGUCGAUGUUGUGGUUGAUGUUGUGGUUGAUGGUGUUUUUUGUUUACCUGAACUAAUAAGGUUAUAUAUCUCCAGUGGUUACAGAGUGCCAUUUCUACUUGACAACUGUUACUACUUAGCAUUAGACAGAGCUGUUCUCGCUCUGCGUGGGUGUGGGCUGUGACCAGAGUGACUGGAGGGAUGUGUGAAACCUGUCUGUAGCUCCGGUUCCCAAAGCAUCUGCAGCUUCUCACAUCAGCCUCCUGAAGGAAAGCAGCUGCUGUAAAUGUGACGUGUGAGGAUUUGAUCCAAAUUCAUUAUAAUGUGUCUCAUUACAGUGUAUCCCUCCACUAAGACCCUUGACCUUUCUGUGCUGUGAUGCACUCAUUGGUAAACUCUUCAACCGAGUGGCUGAUGACAGCGUAGAUGAUCGAGGCUGAUGUCAGAGACAAGCUCACGUUUGGAAACCCGGUGUUUUUCUCUUUGUGUCCAGUUUUUUCUAGUUUUUCAAUUAAUGUCGGUGAAUGACAACAUUCAGAAAAUAGUCCUCUCCUAGAGUUUCAUCACUGGUUGGAUUCACACUGACAGGUCAGCUUUGAUUUCCCAGUAAGGACAUCAGGACAAUCUUUAAAAGCAAAACAACAAAUUAAAUUAACCUCUACUGGUUUAUAGUGAAACCUUCAAAGUCAAGACAAAGCACAUUAAGUUAUUUCACGUUAAGUAAGAAACAUAAACCUUACAACUAAGUUAAUACACUGCAAGACACUGAACCUUCCACUCCUGGACGUACAAGACAAAAACUUGUAAUGUUGUUUUCUUGUACUAAAUUAAAUUUUCUCUUCCAGUUGAUUUGGCUUCACUUUAAGGACCCAUUCUGUUUCCCAUCUAUUAUUUACAGCCUGUGCUGACCCUGAAAUGUGAACCCAGUCAGUUCCAGAAAACUCGUUCGAUCAACUUUCACGCCUCCAGUGUUUGGCAAAUGAUUUAAUUUACUAAAACGUCAGAAUGUUCCUUCUAUCGUAGAAGCCCCUCCCCCUGUCGUAAAGACGGUUUUCUCCUCGUUGUCUCGUCUCUUCUGUCCCUCCUCGUUGCAUGAGGUUUCUGUCAGAGGAGUCGAAGGAGGCACAGAAGAGACGAUCCUUUCAAGUCCCUGAAUAUCCCGAUGAUAACGAUGCUAAACAUUGGAGUUAUCUAAUGAAUAGUGUGUAUGUUUGGACGUGUGUAGGUAUGUGUGUGACCUAACUAAACCAGCCUGUUCUAACAGUGUGUGAAGAUAUACUGAAUAAAACUGUUAAAUCCA